GAGCGUGGGAGAGAGAGAGAGAGACAGACCGAAUGAGAGAGAGAUGGAGUGAGAGAGGGAGAAAGGGAGAGACAGAGAGAGAGAAAGGGAGAGACAGAGAGAGAGAAAGGGAGAGACAGAGAGAGAGAAAGGGAGAGAAAGGGAGAGACAGAGAGAGAGAAAGGGAGAGACAGAGAGAGACAGAGAGAGACAGAGAGAGAGAAAGGGAGAGACAGAGAGAGAGACAGAGAGAGACAGAGAGAGAGAAAGGGAGAGACAGAGAGGGAGAAAGGGAGAGACAGAGAGAGAGGGCUGACUGCCUUGCAUAACACACGUUGGAGCAGCUUUGCACGCAGGACUUCAUGUGAUUCUUCAACCAGGGGGACUUCCUCUAUCGCUGGCUCAUCACAGAGCCUUACGGCUGGGUGUACAUGUUCACCCGCUCUCCCGGACGGACCCUACCUGGAGCCUGGAGGAAAGCAGGGCUGGCUCUGAAAAAUAGACCUGCACAAAGGAGACGUAGAGAAAGAGGAUUUCCCUAUAGGAACACGUAGUGUAGAAGCUACACAGGCAAGAGGAAGUCUGACAAUGCUCUGCCAGCUGUGGCUGUGUACAGCCUGAUUUACAGCUGGCGGACGUUGUGGAGGCUGGUGGUUAGUCAGAGAUGAUUCCUCAUGAAGUCCAUGGAGUCGUCCUCUCUGUCGCCUGGCGGGCGUCACUCUGCCCUCUCUAGACUACUGAGUCCAGGACACACAGUCACACAGUGAAGACCUGAAAGAGACCUGAUAGAGCCCACGACAACACUGAGAGAGAGAGAUGUUUCACAUGCCAAUAAAGCCCUUAAAUUGAAUUGAAAUUGAAAGAGAAACAGAGAUAGGGACAAAGAGAGAGAGAAACAGUAGGUUCAAAAAACCUAUAUGAGAGACAAACAAAGAGUGAAAACCAACCAUGAAAUCCAACCAGGAGAGGAGCCAUGGCUGUCUACCUCCAAAGAAGCGUGAGAUCCUGGCCCUGGAGCAGAGGCCUGUGGUGGUACCAGCAGCAGCUGAGAUCCUGGCCCUGGAGCAGAGGCCUGUGGUGGUACCAGCAGCAGCUGAGAUCCUGGCCCUGGAGCAGAGGCCUGUGGUGGUACCAGCAGCAGCUGAGAUCCUGGCCCUGGAGCAGAGGCCUGUGGUGGUACCAGCAGCAGCUGAGAUCCUGGCCCUGGAGCAGAGGCCUGUGGUGGUAACAGCAGCAGCUGAGAUCCUGGCUCUGGAGCAGAGGCCUGUGGUGGUAACAGCAGCAGCUGAGAUCCUAGCUCUGGAGCAGAGGCCUGUGGUGGUACCAAUCCUGGCUCUGGAGCAGAGGCCUGUGGUGGUACCAGCAGCAGCUGAGAUCCUGGCUCUGGAGCAGAGGCCUGUGGUGGUACCAGCAGCAGCCUCAGCAGACACUACCUUACACACAGAGAACCUGGCUUGGCUGGCCAAUGUAGCCAGCGAACGCUGCAGAUCCACAGAAACUCCCAGCCCCAGGUUUCAUGUCUCCUCGUCCUCCUCUUCAUCCCCCUCUGCUCUCCCCCUGUCCUCUCUCUCCACGAUCUACCCCACUGGGGUGGGGCUCAGCCAACAGGGCGGGACAAUCCAGUACGCCCAGCUGGCCCCUAACCUCCAGUUCAUUAGCUCGGGGCCGUACACUGGCUACAUCUCCUCUCAGAUCAUCCAGUCCACUGCCACCAGUGUAGCCGCCUCCACAGGGCAACAGCGCCACCAUCUGGACGGCCACUGCUACACCACCGCCCUCAUCUCCCAGGCCACCAAGGUUGGGGACCAGCAGAACCAGGUCCAGAUAGGUCUGCCGUCUGACCUGGCUGUUGGGGACCAGCAGAACCAGGUCCAGAUAGGUCUGCCGUCUGACCUGGCUGUGUCUGUUGGAGGGACCCACUUCACCACUACCCACCAGUACAUCCAGCUGGACAGCAGCAGCCCUCUGACCGUCACCUCCCCUACCCAGGGUCACCUCCAGCCUCUCCAGCUCCACACCCACCCUGGGGUGGGCCUCCUCCCCCACACCCUCACCCUCGCCCCCUCCCAGGUGCUGGUCCAGUAUGCGGAUGGGUUAGGGGUCAACAGAGCUGAGGGCGGACACACCAAGGUGGUGCAGCUGAAUGGAGAGCUGGAGAGGAGUUUCGGUAAACAGAGCUGUGCUGGCAUCAAUGGAAACUCCUACUCUAACCAGAACAAUCAGCAGGUUCACCAUGGAUAUGAAGCUCGACACAUCCUCAUUCCCGCAGACUACACUACCCAGGAUUCCACAGGACUACAAACCUCCCUGGUGCUGGUAGCAAACGCCCAGCCCAACCCCCACCCCCACCCUCACCCUACCAGUGGUGCUGAGCAGGACACGGUCCAGGUCCACCCAUCACGAAUACACAGUGAGGGAGGAGGCAUCUGUCUAAGGAAACCUGUCUCCAGAACCUCCUCUUUCACCUCCCUCAACUCCUCUGAGGCUCUGAAGCUCUCUUCUGUCCCUCACACGGUUAUCCAGACCACCCACCACUCUGACGAGCAUGUACACAGCCUGUACUCCACCACCCAGGCACCAAUCAUCGGCUACAUCGCCAGGGCAGGUAACCAGCAUGGCGUCAGCUACGCCACCCUGCCGCAGCACCUGGUCAUCCCGGACGGACAGUCCCUCCAGUCUCUCCUGGUACCCGUUAAUGGAGUUACCACCACUACGGACCUCGAGGCUGCCUGCUCGGUGACCGCCAGGACGGCCAGCACCACCGCCUCUCAGCUGGCUCCAGCUACCGCAUCCCUCCCCCGCCACACCUACCUCACCGCGUCCCUGUCCAAGUGUGAGAUGCUGGGGUCGGACAGCCACCACCAGUCCCCUGCUGUACUCCAGGCCCAAGUACUACCCAUCCAACACAUCCAAAUCCCGUCUAACACACCUGCUAAUGUGGUGGCGUCCCCAGCCCUAGCUCCAGGACCUGUCCAGGCCUCCCCCUCUCUCUCCUCUUCCCCCUCCCCUGCCCCAGCCCAGCUCCAGGACCUGUCGGCCUCCCCCUCUCUCUCCUCUUCCCCUUCCCCAGCCCCAGCCCUAGCUCCAGGACCUGUCCAGGCCUCCCCCUCUCUCUCCUCUUCCCUCUCUUCCACUCCAGCUCCUGUCCAGGCCACCCCCACUCUCUCCUCUUCCCCUGCCCCAGCCCUAGCUCCAGCCCCUGUCCAGGCCUCCCCCUCACUCUCCUCCUCUCCAACCACGCUCCCUCCGUUCUUCAUGCGUGGCUCCAUCAUCCAGCUGGCAGAUGGGGAGCUGAAGCGAGUGGAGGACCUGAAGACGGAGGACUUUAUCCAGAGUGCUGAGAUCAGCAGUGAGCUGAAGAUUGACUCCAGCACUGUGGAACGCAUCGACACGGGCCAGACACCCAACGCUGUCAUCAUACAGUUCGGUGUCGGGGAACACAAAGCACAGGUGUGUGUGGAGGUGCUGUUAGAGUACCCGUUCUUUGUGUUCGGCCAGGGCUGGUCGUCCUGCUGCCCUGGCCGGACCACUCAGCUGUUGGAGCUGAGCUGUGCCAAGCUGUGUGUUGGGGACGUGUGUGUCUCCCUGACCCUCAGGAGCCUGAGGGGCAGCGGUGGCUCUUUGUCUGGGAGGAGCCACAACAGCCAGGGUCACGAGGUCAAGCUGAGGCACAGCCACAACACUGGGGACAUCACACAGGGGUCUCACCGCCAGGGGAACAGUCAGGGGAACAGGCAGAGUAAUGGUCAGAGAGACGGUCAGAGAGACGGUCAGAGUAUGGACAAGGACUUUAGGAACAGUUUGAAUGCUGCAGGCUGCAACAGUGUCUUCCUGGUGCAAGUGGCCAAAACAGACAGGUUGAAUAAGGAGGACAGGGACGUCCCCCGCUGUGUGGACCAGGUGACAGGAUCUGGACUGAGACCCGGAUCUGGACCAGGGGUCUACGGAACUGGAGUUGGACCCUGGAGCACCUCGGACCUGCAGGCUGUCUCAGGGAAUGGAGAGAUGAUAGGGAGAGACAAUGGAGAGAUGAGAGAGAGAGAACAGAAUAGCCCCAUGCUCCCUCCGCCCCUCAAGACAGAAGUGGGUGAGGCAGACAGAGAAAAACCCUGGGGUCGUAAGAGGAGGUGGUCUGCUCCAGAGAGAGAUCAGACGGAGAGGGCGGACGAGGAACCCCCUUUGACUCUGCCAAAACCCUCUUUUAUAACUCAGCAGGUCAAACUCUCCAUCGAGGGAAGGUCAAAUGUUAGUCGUUGAGGGAAGUGGAGUGUUGUGCAGGAGGGAGGGAGCAUAGUUGUAUAUGUUUGUAGCGUUGUUGGUGCUGUUUGGUUUCAUCUGUCUAUCCACAUUAAUGGAAAGGAUUCAUUUACCUGGUAUAUACAUGUUUUAUGAUUCUAUUUCUAUGGAAGGAACAUUGUUGUCUCUGUGUUUGGCCCACUGCCUGGGAGGCCAGUCUCUCUCCAGAACACAGUGAGUGGCCCACUGCCUGGGAGGCCAGUCUCUCUCCAGAACACAAUUAGUGGCCCACUGUCUGGGAGGCCAGUCUCUCUCCAGAACACAGUGAGUGGCCCACUGCCUGGGAGGCCAGUCUCUCUCCAGAACACAGUUAGUGGCCCACUGCCUGGGAGGCCAGUCUCUCUCCAGAACACAAUUAGUGGCCCACUGCCUGGGAGGCCAGUCUCUCUCCAGAACACAAUUAGUGGCCCACUGCCUG
Oncorhynchus masou masou (cherry salmon) is the source of this 4693-nucleotide messenger RNA. Its product is annotated as ataxin-1-like. Gene Ontology annotation, biological process: nervous system development; negative regulation of transcription by RNA polymerase II. Lineage: Eukaryota; Metazoa; Chordata; Actinopteri; Salmoniformes; Salmonidae. Gene Ontology annotation, molecular function: protein binding; RNA binding. The record is from RefSeq and is a predicted model, not a curated record. Gene Ontology annotation, cellular component: nucleus.